This is a messenger RNA of Brenthis ino (lesser marbled fritillary), 396 nucleotides long. The record is from the annotation of a GenBank genome assembly. Lineage: Eukaryota; Metazoa; Arthropoda; Insecta; Lepidoptera; Nymphalidae.
AUGCAGUCACAUAUUAAGAUCAAACAAAAACACCAACCAACUAUGAUUGGGAAACCUGAAAAGGUUUCAGAGCCUUUAGAAAAGGUGGUGAAGAACAAGAGAAAUAGUCUUCUAGACCUUAAAUCUCUUCUAGAAGACAGAGGGGGCAUUAUACAAUCUAGUACGCACGGCUUUAAAAGAAGUGUCUUCGAGAAAGAUAAAAAAUCUAGCAAUAAUAGUGUGAACUACUUAAAUAAUAAUUUUAGUUUUGAAACAACUUUUAGUGAAAGCAAUAAUAUGAGGUGUAGGGUUAAAGGACGGUGCUGUAGACUUAAAACUUUAGUGUGUUUGUUAUUAGUGGCCAUCUUCGUGGAUACAAGACUGCAAGCUGAGGCGAGAAGUUCAGGUGAGUGUUUU